GAAAUGAUUAUUAGUCGAUGCUGGUUAGAACAGCUUCUUAAAUGUACUUUUGAACGUGCCUGGUUUGAUAAAAUUAUUUUUAAUCCACAAAUGCUUAAUUUAUUAUUUGACAACAGCAAAAUUCCAAUUAAAUUUAACAUUGAAAGACCUUCUUUAUCGCCUAACAAUAAUUCGUUUGAAAAUUUUUUGCAAUUUUCUUUAAAUUAUUUGACAAUUUCUGACUAUCUUUGUAUUGAUUUUGAGGAAAUUGACAAUUUAGAGCAACAUUUAGAUAUUCUUUUCAAUGUUUUAAUAAGCGAAGGAAAUAAAUUAUCUAAAGUUUGUUUAAGAAAUUUUACAUUGACAAGGCUUCAUGAACUUAUUACAAAAUAUAUAGCAACAUCAAAGAACUGUUCGGAAAUGGUGUCUACUAUUUUUUUAGAUUGUCCUUUAUUCACAAAUUUUAAAUUGGACGAGAGAGCAGAAGAUGUUAAGAUCGAGAUAUCUGAUAAAAUAAAACAUACGACAUACCGAAUUUCCAAUAUACACAAUCCAAAAGUGAAAUUUUUGUUUUACAAUGUAGAAAUAGAAGAUGGAUCUAUUUUUAACAUUUAUAUUUUUAGAACGGAUUUGUUGACUGAACAAAAAUAG
This is a messenger RNA of Meloidogyne enterolobii, 630 nucleotides long. NCBI's taxonomy places the organism in Eukaryota, Metazoa, Nematoda, Chromadorea, Rhabditida, Meloidogynidae. The record is from the annotation of a GenBank genome assembly.